GUGGUUUUGUCCUUGGUCGCGCGUGUGCCGUGUUUUCAUUUUUUCGUAUUGGUGUACCUACGUUAUUGUAUUAUUUUCGUUUUGCAUGACGUUUAUUCCAAUUAUAUGUAGCUUGCUGUUGUCGAUUGUUGUUGCUGGCUGAAAACCGAUUCGAAAAUUUUGUCGCCGUUGAUGUCAGAUAUUGCACGAGUAGAACAUACUUAAGAUUUGUUUUGUGCUUUAGAUACCUUCUGAAGAGACAAUUUCCUUUAAUCAGAGAUCAUAAAUCGCACAUCACAUCAUGAGUGUCGACACGUAUGGUCCGAGUUCGCAAACUCUGACGUUUUUGGAGACAGAAGAGACGGACAUGAUAGGUGCGGACACUCAAGGUACUGAUUUUGACUUUACCGAUUUCACAUUACCGUCGCAGAGCCAAGCGCCAAUGUCACAGUUGGAAUCAUCGUCGCAUCAAAUGCAAUUAUUGAGCAAUAAAGGUGAAAAAGAAGAUACAAAUAUUAUAACUGUUACUAAGAAAAUUGGUGAGUUGCAGUUUGAAGAUGAAGAGGAAGAUUCUUUUUUCACUAAGGAACUUCCUUACUACGCAUGCAAGUAUUGUGGAAUUCACGAUCCUGGCUGUGUGGUCAUGUGUAACAUAUGUAAAAAGUGGUUUUGCAAUGGACGUGGAAACACAUCUGGUUCACACAUCAUAAAUCAUUUGGUACGAGCCAAACACAAGGAAGUAACAUUGCACAAAGACGGUCCACUUGGUGAGACGGUGUUGGAAUGCUAUUCAUGUGGAGUAAAAAAUGUAUUUGUACUGGGUUUUAUUCCGGCCAAAGCCGAUUCAGUGGUUAUACUUUUAUGUAGACAGCCGUGUUCGACACAAAAUUCAUUGAAAGAUAUGAACUGGGAUCAAGAGCAAUGGAAACCAUUGAUUGCCGAUCGUUGUUUUCUGACUUGGUUAGUGAAAGUACCAAAUGAAACUGAUCAGUUGCGUUCCAGACACGUUAGUGCUACUCAAAUAGCUAAACUCGAAGAGCUGUGGAAAGAUAAUAACGAAGCUACAAUCAACGAUCUUGAUAAACCAGGAGUAGACGAAGAACCUCAAAUAGUACUUUUGAGAUACGAGGACGGGUUUCAGUAUCAAAAUGUGUUUGGACCGUUAGUAAAACUGGAAGCAGAUUAUGAUAAGCGAUUAAAAGAAUCGCAAACACAAGAGAACAUAACCGUCCGUUGGGAUGUUGGAUUGAAUAAAAAAACAAUCGCUUAUUUUCAUCUCGCAAAGACCGACGGUGAUAUGCGUUUGAUGCAUGGCGAUGAGUUGAGAUUACGAUUGACGGGAGAAAAUCCUUGGGCCGGUAUAGGUCAUGUUAUUAAAAUACCUGAUAAUUACGGUGAAGAUGUUGGAUUAGAAUUAAAAAUCAAUAAUGGUGUACCUACAGAUCUUACAUCAAAUUAUGUUGUUGACUUUAUAUGGAAAUCUACUUCUUUUGAUAGAAUGCAAUGUUCAUUAAAAAGAUUUGCUACGGAUGAAUCUUCCGUAUCGUCUUACAUUUAUCACAGAUUGCUUGGACACGAGUUUGACGAUCUCAUGUUUAGAUCUCACAUGCCCAAACAUUUCUCUGCCCCAAACUUACCAGACUUGAAUAGAUCACAGGUAUACGCUGUAAAGCAUGCUGUACAAAGACCGUUGUCUUUGAUUCAAGGACCACCUGGAACCGGCAAAACCGUAACAUCCGCCACUAUAGUUUACCAACUUGUAAAAAUCAAUGGAGGGCCUGUUUUAGUAUGUGCUCCAUCUAAUAUCGCCGUGGAUCAAUUGACUGAGAAAAUUCACAGAACUGGUUUAAAGGUGGUACGAGUUUGUGCUAAAUCCAGAGAAGCAAUCGAUUCUCCGGUUUCAUUUUUAGCUCUUCAUAACCAAGUCCGAAAGAUGUCUUGCAAUGUAGAGCUUCAAAAGUUUCAACAGCUCAAGGACGAAACUGGUGAAUUAUCAAUGGCUGACGAAAAACGGUAUCGUGCUUUGAAAAAAGCAGCCGAAAGAGAAUUACUUAAAGCAGCCGAUGUCAUUUGUACAACAUGUGUUGGAGCCGGAGACCCACGUUUGGUACGAUUUAAGUUUCACUCUAUUCUCAUUGAUGAAAGCAUGCAGGCCACAGAACCUGAGUGUAUGGUACCAGUUGUACUUGGUGUGAAACAGUUGAUAUUAGUUGGAGAUCAUUGCCAACUUGGACCUGUAGUUAUGUGUAAAAAAGCCGCUAGAGCCGGCUUAAGUCAAUCUUUAUUUGAACGUUUAGUUGUAUUGGGCAUUCGACCAUUUAGACUGGAAGUUCAGUACAGAAUGCAUCCGGAACUUUCACGUUUUCCAUCUAACUUCUUUUAUGAAGGAUCAUUACAAAAUGGAGUUUGUGCUGAUGAUAGAAAAUUGAGCAAGAUUGAAUUUCCAUGGCCAGUGGCUGACAAACCAAUGUUGUUCUAUGUGACACAAGGCCAAGAAGAGAUCGCUGGAUCAGGUACUUCAUAUUUGAAUAGAACAGAAGCUGCUAAUGUUGAAAAGAUAGCUACUAGAUUUUUGAGGUGUGGCGUGAAACCUGACCAAAUUGGAAUUAUUACACCAUACGAAGGACAAAGGGCGUAUUUGGUGCAAUACAUGCAGUAUCAAGCACCUCUUCCAGCCAAGGUGUAUCAAGAAAUUGAAAUAGCUAGCGUUGAUGCGUUUCAAGGACGUGAAAAGGAUUUGAUUAUCAUGUCAUGUGUUCGGUCUAACGAACACCAAGGAAUUGGUUUCCUCAAUGAUCCGAGACGUUUAAAUGUUGCUUUGACCAGAGCAAAAUAUGGCAUACUGAUUGUGGGAAAUCCCAAAGUUUUAUCAAAACAACAACUGUGGAACCAUUUGUUGAACUACUAUAAGGCAAACAAUGUUUUGGUGGAAGGUCCCCUGAAUAAUUUGAAGGAAUCUCUAAUGCAAUUGUCCAAACCUAAACAAUUAGUGAAUGCUGCUAAUCCAGGAUCACAUUUUAUGAACACUCACAUGUACGAUGCCCGUGAAGCUUUAAUUCCAGGAAGUGUUUAUGAUCGUAAUAGUCAGGGAAAUGUGCCCAAUGGCCAUGGACCACCACAAUAUUUCCCAAGACCUGGACCUGGACCUGUUGGAUUAGGUUUGGAUUUGUAUGCUCGAAACCACGACCCAUUGACAUUUAUAACUCCGGACACAAGGUCUCAGCCACAAAUUGGAGGUAUACCCGUUGGUAUGGUUAUGAAUAUGAAUUCUAUGGGACCUCGAUUUUUCAACCAACAAUCAGUUCAAAACCGCCAAAAUGUGCGAAACAACCGUUUGCCAAUGACUAGUGGUCGUUUAAAGACAAAACCCAAUCAAAAGAAUCUAAAAUCAAAUGGAGUCGGUGCGUCUCCACUUAGUCAAGCAAUUACUCAAGAUGUUUCACAACCGUAUAGUCAAAAUAUGUCUCAGAGUAUGUCCCAACCGGGAUUCAGUCUCUCUCAGCCAGGUUUGUCUCAACCUGAGUUAUCGCAAGACAGUUACAUGAUGGGCGAGUUUCAUUCACAGAUGGAUGGCCUACUGUCUCAAGAUUCAACUUAUCAAGGCGACCGUACUGUCACAUCCUUCUACAACCCACCAAAUACAAUGUACUCGCAGCCAUACUGAAGACAUUUUACAAUGGACGAGUACAGCCGAUUAGGUCGUGGGAGCGUCUUGUCGGUGCUGAUUAAAAGAACUUUUUGUAUAAUUGAGCGUUGUGUGCGGACAAUAACACUACCAGCAACAAUUGAUUAAAUUGAUGUUCACUGACAAAUAUAAAACGUACGGUCUACGACGAACAUUAACAAAUGAUUAUAUAUAUUAAAAAAAAUUAUCAUAUCUGGUGAAUCUUUUUAAGAAUUACAAUAAUUACAGAAGUGCAUUGAAGAAAAAUACACAUGUUCGUAAUUAUUAAUCAUUAUAUUUUUUAUUGUUUUCUUUAUUUUUUUGUUUUUUUUUCAUACAGUUGCUACCUAAAUUUUAACAAGUUAAAAAAAAAAAAAAAAUUAUAUUCACUAAUUUUUAAUCACACUGAACAUUUUUGUAGUAUUUAACAUGAUUAAAACGUUGUCCAUAAAUUCUUACGUAUUAUUUUGAUCUUAACAUUGAUAUUUUAUGCUUAAUGGGUGUAUUAAUAUUUUAUUGGGGAAUUAAUAAGACGAAGAAUAGAUUUUUACCCAAAUGUUUUUUUUUUCAUUUUGUUAUUGUUUAAGGUGCAUUUUUUCGAUUAAAUGAAAGUGUGUUUUAAGGGGUAAAACGUUAAAUAAAGGUGAGCACCAAAGAUAAUAUUAUAAUUUUUUUUCUUUUUACAAAUUGUUAAACAAGUUACUGGUGUUAAGAUUAGUUAUUAUUAAUUAUUAUAAAUAUUUUUAUUUUUAUGUUAAAAAAAAAACAUGUAUAAGACAUUCAUUUUUGUACUUGAAGGUUAUGAAGAACUAU
Messenger RNA from Adelges cooleyi (spruce gall adelgid), 4456 nucleotides. It is a transcript of the gene Upf1, whose product is annotated as regulator of nonsense transcripts 1. NCBI's taxonomy places the organism in Eukaryota, Metazoa, Arthropoda, Insecta, Hemiptera, Adelgidae. The transcript has 16 exons. The coding region runs from base 281 to 3643 and encodes 1120 amino acids. Gene Ontology annotation, biological process: nuclear-transcribed mRNA catabolic process, nonsense-mediated decay. Gene Ontology annotation, cellular component: cytoplasm. Gene Ontology annotation, molecular function: ATP binding; hydrolase activity; RNA helicase activity. The record is from RefSeq and is a predicted model, not a curated record.